Closterium sp. NIES-67 is the source of this 1029-nucleotide messenger RNA. The record is from the annotation of a GenBank genome assembly. Lineage: Eukaryota; Viridiplantae; Streptophyta; Zygnematophyceae; Desmidiales; Closteriaceae.
ACCCUCCGCGCUUGGUGAGGUGAAGGCGGAACGAUUGGGUUUACGGGGCGUGGUGGGUGCCAGCAGGGAGAGAGGCGGGCGCAUGGGGAGAGGCGGGCGCAUGGGGAGAGGCGGGCACAUGGGGAGAGGCGGGCACAUGGGCUGCUUGAAGCGCCGCUCCGCCGCCAGGCCCGGGCAAGUCUUGAGGCUCCUACCGAGAAAGGCACUGCAUGUCCACCCGCAUGUCCUCCCUUCCUCUCCUCCCACCCGCAUUUCCUCCCUUGUCCCUCUCCUCCCACCCGCAUGUCCUCCCUUGUCCCUCUCCUCCCACCGGCAGGUGCCCCCUUGUUCCUUUGUCCCGCGUAUCCUCCCCUGCUCCUCUUUACUUCCAUGCAUGUGCCCUUCGUUGCCGCGUGCCCUUCGUUGCCUCAUGCCCAAGAGCCUCGCGCCUCUGUGCUCUCCUCCCCCCCUAUUCCCACUCCCUGCCCGCCCCAUUACAAACCCUCGCACCAACAUUUGCGACAGCACCUCGCACCAGCACCUGCUCCCAUCACACCAGGCAGGGGCAACGCUCCUGUGCGAGCUGCCAUUCGUGCUCCUCGCCGUGCCCGUGGUGCAAGGGAAGGCGGCAGCCUGUGCGGCAGCGGUGAGAGGAGAGGAUAGGGCAGGAGGUGCUGCAACCGACUUGUGGCGCGCUGGGGGGGACUGCUGCUGCUGGGGAGCUGCUACUGCUGGUCCGACUCCGAUGUACUGCCAUCGCCCCGAUGGAGGGCAGGAUGUACUGCCAUCGCCCCGAUGGAGGGCAUAGGGCCUGUCACAUACUGAUGACAAAAUAUUCAACACUUAUGGGUGUGGAAUUCGAUGGAAUGCUCAAGCCAAGCACAUAGUGAGGAGGUUGAAGCAAAAAUUUGACUCAAUGUUAAGCAUUAAUGUUGAGUUGAGGUAGAGAAUGGGUCGCGCUGUACUCGCAAAUUUCCUCUGCUCUGCUCUGACACGUGGGGGCUUUAUCCGCGUCCCAAAGUGUGUAUGACAUUUGUUUCAGUACGGUCC